UCACAACUUUGGUCAACUUUUGUAAUUUCAUGUAAUUUUUGGAUUAUCAAAAAAAAAAAAAAAAAAAUCCGUAAACUGGAACCAUAUCUGUAACAAGAAAAAGCAGAAGAAAAAAAAGUGAAACCAAAAAUGUGCCGAGAGAUGUAAAGUGGAUGUUUUUCGUGGCAUUCUGUUGCAAAAAGAAAGGACAAUUUUUACCCCAGAAAAAUAUAUGCACUUAGGUCCUUUAGAUGACAGAUUUCAACAUGGAUUUAAUGACAGAUCUUCAAACUCAAAGCUUACAAACAUUCUGUUUAAAAUGCAUUGCUUCUAAUUUUGAUAGGUUCUUUACUUUAUUUUAUUCAUCUUCAAAUGAAAGAUUUCGAAAUAUAUAUAUACUUUUACAAAAAGUUUAUGGUGUUCAUCUCCUAAAAAUGGUUUCAGAGGAAUUUAAUCUGAGGGAUGAAUAUUUAAAAUUUCUAGUCAACAAGUACAGUCACAAGCUAAACCUCAUAUACCUCUUUAAUUGUGAUUCUUCUGCCAUUGAAGAAAGACUGCAAGAAAUUGGAAGUAUUGUAAAAUCAUUUGAAAUGCCUGGAAUCAAAAAAUUUAACUGUGAUCACUUCCUGAAGUAUUUGUCAAAAGUUCAAGUUUUGCAACUAGCUAAUACAAUUUUUUCUGACAACUCUAUGGCAAUAAUUGCUAAAAACUGUCCUGAAUUAAAGAGCUUAGAUGUGUAUCAAUGCAGCAGAGUUAGUGACAAAGGAUUAGAAAUUUUGUGUGAAGCUCCACCACCUCUUGAAAAUCUAAAUGUUGAACACACAUCAGUAACAUACAGGGGAGUUGCAUUGGUUUUGAAGAAAAUUCCAUCUUUAACAAAAUUGUUUUUUGAUAAUGUUCCGAGAGCAAUAUUUGAAGCUACUGGUUUAAAUGAAACUUCUGGAAUUAGCAAUUAUAUAGUGCUUAAUUUAAAUAAUUUAGUUAUUUUGAAUAAUCCAAUGCGACCUGAAAACCAUUUAACUACAAUUUUAAAUGUGUGUACAGUUUCUUGUCCUUAUGUUCAAAAUCUAAUCGUAAGUGAAAUAAUAACUGAAGAACAAUUAGAUUUGAUAUCAACUUUUGAAAAUUUGGUUAUUGUUAGCCUACAAUGCAGCACAAUAGUGAAUCCUAAGUUAUGCAUUAAUAAUUUUCUUGAAAUUAGAGGUAGUAAACUGACUAGUUUAUCUCUAACCUCAUUUUCACUGUCAGUAAAAUUAUUGGCAAGCUGUUGUCCUAAUUUGGAAAGCCUUGGUCUGCAGUAUCCAUCUUUUGAGGAUACAGAUGACAUAUGUUCAAGCAGUACAGAUUUAGGUUUUUCUCGUUUGAGAAUAUUCAAUCUACAAAAUGCUUCUUUGGAAAUGAAUGAAAGUCAAAUUUCAUUCAUUAUCUCAUCAAGUCCUAAUCUUGAAGAACUUCAUAUGGUUUAUUGUUUCUUUUCAGAAGAAAUGAAAGAGAUUAUAUUACAGUAUCCUAAAAAAUUAACCUUGCUGAAUUUAAAUAAUACAAUUGUGAGUGCAGAUUUUGUUGAAGAAAUCAUACGUGUUCAUAAUGAUUUAGAAAGGCUGGAACUCAGAAAUUCAGGUAUUUCUUCUACAGAAUAUGAUGACCUUAUGGAUAUGGUUGAUGAAAUGGAGAAAAAGGUCAAUAUAUCUUGGGCAGAUUAUACAGAAGCUAUCAGGGAACUGUAUCAUUUAGAUGAUUCAGUUUUCAAUACUAUGCAAAAAAGAUAUAUUUUGAAGUUAUAAUUAAAGGUUUCCUGUUUUUCAUAUGUUAUAAAUGUAUUUUCUGAUAUUGACAAAUAAAAUAAUUUUUUUUUU
Molecule: messenger RNA, 1835 nt
Organism: Argiope bruennichi
Lineage: Eukaryota; Metazoa; Arthropoda; Arachnida; Araneae; Araneidae
Exons: 4
Coding region: 231-1763 (510 amino acids)
Biological process (GO): SCF-dependent proteasomal ubiquitin-dependent protein catabolic process
Cellular component (GO): SCF ubiquitin ligase complex
Source: RefSeq, a predicted model, not a curated record